GCAGCAGCAGCACCAGGAGAAAGAAGAGGAGGAAGAGGAGUAGGAGGAAGGGGAGCUCUGUUAGUUCACAGCCGCAGCAGCAGCACCGACGCACGGAUCCAACAUUGGUGCGUGAGCGUCUCGGAGCUCCGGGAUGUCGGCGGUGAAGGCGCUGCAGCAGUGGUGCCGGCUCCGGUGCGAGGGCUACCGGGAUGUGUCCAUCACCAACAUGACCACGUCCUUCAGGGACGGAAUGGCCUUCUGCGCCCUCAUCCACAAACACAGACCCGAUCUCAUAAAUUUUGAUUCCCUGAAGAAGGAAAAUGUCUAUGACAACAACAAACUGGCGUUCCAGGUUGCGGAGGAGCAGUUGGGAAUUCCUGCGCUGUUGGACGCGGAAGACAUGUUGGCGCUCAAGGUUCCUGACCGCCUCAGUAUCCUGACAUACGUCUCUCAGUACUACAAUUACUUCCACGGACGCUCCCCGAUUGGUGGGAUGGCAGGUAUAAAGCGGCCGGCGGAUGAGCCGACAGAUGAACCGGCUGGGAAGAAGAACGAGCCGGUGUCCGCUAAGGUGUUCCCCUCGUCGAGGCCUGCCAGAGAGAACAGCCCCCCUCGCUCCUCCAACAUCACUAAACCCUUCCCAUCCCCAAAACAAAACAGGAAUGCCACGCAGAAUGUGCUGGUUGAGAAAUCCAACAAGACGGGCUCGCUGAGUAACAAGUGUGCGUCCUGUAACCAGCACGUUCACUUGGUGCAGCGACAGAUGGUUGACGGGAAGCUCUACCACAGGAACUGUGCCAAGUCAUUGUCAUCAGCAAGUGCACCUCUCCAAGAUUUAUCCAGAAACACUGCUUUUACUAAAUAUACUCCUCACUCAAACUUCACUAAACCCAACACUACUCCCACCACUACACCCUCCAGACUGGAGACUCCCAGCUUCUCCAGCACUUUUUCUCCUUCUCCUUCUUCAUCUUCAUCUUCUUCGCCUUCUUCCCGGCCUACUUCAAGUCUCUUCUCGCCUGCUAAAGAGAUUCAAACAGCUUCAGUAUCCAAACCCGCAGCGCCACAGACAACCGUCACCACGACCACCACCGUCGUCACGAGGCCUGUAGCUGCGCCUCGAACUUCGACCACGGCGGUGAAGACGCAGCAGUCCAAGCUCAAAUUCUGGCAAACAGACCACACCGCUAAAAAUGAAGAUAGCAAGACUGCAACCAAGAACGUAGACAUUAACCGAGGUUUAAAUGUGACCGGUAAGACCCAGGAAGCCACAGGAAGUCAAUCUGUGACUGUGGUUGUAAAUGUCCCUGGAAGAAAGGAAAUGAACGUGACCUUGGAUAAAGGUGAAAGAUGGAAAGCAGGUGGUGAAAAGGUGUAUAUGAAACAGGACGAGGAUGACAGCAGUAAGAAGAAAGCAUCAGCGGCAGCCUUCAUCUCUAAGAAAGUGACAGAGGAGAACAAUAACAGUAAACCAUCGUGGGUGAAUGUAGCGCUGAAGAAAACUGAGAAACCCUCUCAAAUAGAAACCCCAAAGAGGGAGACAGAAGGUGUGACGAGAGGGAGAGUGAAGCUGAAAGCGGACCCGUCGAUCCUCGCUGACUUUUAUCCCGCUUCAGACCCCCCGAGCUCUGCUCCGAGCCCGGCCAGCAGGAGCUCGAAGGCUGGCAGUGCAUCACCCGUCACACCAGCAGCAUCAGAAAACGAGUCUCCGGUGGACUGGAGGUCUAAACUCAAACCUAUCGGCGGCAAAGAUACAAAGCCUGCUGGUUCUUCGCAGUCCUCUGCUAAACCGUGGGCUAACGGAGGAGGAAAGUCUUCAGAGCCGUCUUCCUCCUCUCAUCUUCCCAGCCCGAACAUUACUGUCACUCCACCAGCUUCGAAGGGCUUCCUGAACGGUCAGACUACUAACGGUGGCAAGUCAGAGUCAAAGGUCGCCAAGGUAGUGAAUGAGGGGGAAGAUGAGACUUUUAAGAAGCCGGACUACAUCCCCAAAGAAGACAUUAUGAAGGAACUUCAAGACAUUGAAGAUAAUUUGAACGAGUUGGAGAAGAGAGGAGUCGAGCUGGAGAUGAAGCUCCGCAGCAGCGAAGAAGAGGGUGAAGAUGACUCUCUCAUGGAUGAUCUCAUGGUUGAGUGGUUCAACUUGAUCAGGAACAAGCAGGUGGCCAUGCGUCGGGAGUCUGAAUUGGUCUACAUAGGAAAAACCCAGGACCUGGAGGAACAGCAGCCGAGUGUUGAGCAGGAACUCAGGAGGCUGAUGGAGAAACCAGAACAUCUGAAAACACCCUUGGACAAGAAGAAAGAGCAGAUGCUGAUGGACAAGCUGGUGGGGAUCGUCAAUGACAGAAACGCCAUCAUCGAUGGUCUGGAUGAGGACAGACUCAGAGAGGAAGAGGAGGACGAGGAGCUAAAUAAGAUGAUGAUGAAUUUCAACCUGAAGAAAGACAAGCCGAAGAAAAAGUCUCCGAUGUCCAAACUGCUCGGCUGGAAAAAGGACAAGAAGGAGGGAUGAUGCUCAUCACAAAAAACUUGCGGCUGAUCGCUUUCUUUUGAUGUUUGUUUUUUUUUGCUGCUCUCGUCGCCGUCGUCGUCGUCUUUCAUGUCAGUUAACUCAGCCUAUGAUUCAUGGGGAUAUCAUGGAUAGUGUGUGUGUGUGUGUGUGUGAGUGUGCAUGUUUGCGUGUGAUCUGUCAUUCCUAGCGCUUUUAGAAAAAUGCCCUUCCCUCUGUCGACUACAUCACUCAAGAUCUGACGUGACUCCUGCCUGCCGGUGACACACACACACACGCAGACACACACACACACACAGACACACACACACACACCACUGACACACACAGAGAUGACGUUGAGGGGUUAAUGACACACCAGCUCUGAUGUGAUUGGGUUCAGUGCUCCAGUUGUAAAUUUUAAUCCUCUUCUAGUCUUAAUCUGUCUACUUAAUGCUCACACAGACACACACUCUCACUUCCUCCUGAUAUCUCUUCCUCGUGCAUCUUAUUGAAAUGUUGUAAACAGCAACACUGAUGCUAAUAUGAGCUCGAGGAAAAAACACCCGUUACAGAGGUCAAACAGCUGGUCCAUGCUCUCUGGUCCUGUUUUAGUCCAGACUACAAGUCAUUAGUGACCUCUCGACCCACCUCAGGGUCCCUCUCUGACCCUGAUGUUGUUGUACAUGCUGAGCUGCACCUCAAAUGUCUCUCUGUGUGUACUUUUACUGGCCAGGGCAAAAAAAAGAAAAGAAAAACAACACACAGGCAAUCUUCUUGGACAAGUUUGCCAUUUAAGAAAAGAAAAACAAUCCUUCCCAACGCAGAGGGUUUAACUCAGGACCCUCCGACAGGUUGUGAGAUAGGAAAACAGAAAAAAAACACCAUUACUGUAACACAAAGUCACCACGUUCAUUUUCUUGUUUCUUGUGAGUUAUACAUACGUUUACUUCAUCAAGCCGCUAAAAAGUAUUUUAAAUCAAAUCUAAUACUUCAAGGAGGAAUUUUUAGCUCUUUAAAAGGAUCAAAACUGACAUGCAGGUGAAGAGGAUCUAAGCUCAAAGGCCACUUACUAUAAUAAGUCAGAGCUUUCACCUGCUUCCUGUAUGAGGUCGUCAUUCAAGUCACUUUGUUGCCAUGUAAACACACACAGAUGUUUUCCUGAUAUAAUUCAAAUCAUAAUAAGUUCAUUCAUAUUUUAUUGUGAAACAUAUUAGCAGAAAGAAAGUCACUGAGAAUCACAUUUGCCCCCCCCCCCCCCCCAUAUGUGUUACUUCCUGUCCAAUCAUGUUGUUCUUGAGUGUGUACUUUGUGUUUUUUACGGUUGACUGGAGGAAAGAUUAAAACUGAUUUGUACGGUGAGAUUCAGUAAAAAAUUAAGAUUAAGUAAAGUAAAAGCGAGAGUUGACUGAAUGUGAGUGUCGGGAAUGUAAAAAGUGAUCCAUAUUGGAUCUGGAUUUGUAAAUGUUUCUAAUAUUUCUUUAGCAGAAUUAACUUUUUAGGAUUUGUGUGUCAUAAUGAGAUAUUAUAUGUGUCAUAAAAAGUCAUGUUUGCAGAGGCACUGAAGCAACUUUGUGUGUGUGUGUGUGUGUGUGUGAGUGUGUGUGUGUGUUGUGAUCAAAUUACUUCAAAUUUCAACACACCUGCUCGGUAAUAACAUUGUAUAUACUGUAUGUCAUUGAACGCAUCGCCGUUAUUUCCUAAUUUCUCCGCUGUGUUUUAUUGUAUUAAGGUGGAAUUUACAAGGAUUUGAUCAUUAAAUGGAGAAACUGGCCUGGAUUUUUAAUAAAGUAUUGUAAUAUCUUUACACUCAUUUUAAUAAAAGAUAUUGUUG
Messenger RNA from Scomber japonicus (chub mackerel), 4304 nucleotides. RefSeq names its product mical-like 2b (gene micall2b). Lineage: Eukaryota; Metazoa; Chordata; Actinopteri; Scombriformes; Scombridae. The coding region runs from base 134 to 2494 and encodes 786 amino acids. Gene Ontology annotation, molecular function: protein binding. The transcript has 16 exons. The record is from RefSeq and is a predicted model, not a curated record.